CUAGGUGGCUCGAGCUGCACGAUUGCUGAAGCGUUUGUUCACAAAACACUGUACACGGUAAAAGCGUCAAAUAUCGAUUUACAAAUGUAACCAAAUUUAUCGUUCUUCGAUCGGUCUUCCGGUUUCCAUUAAAAAGAUGUCUUCAAUAGCGUACCGUCAUUACGUCAUGUCUCUGAAUUAACUAUCCACGUUUUUACCUGCGAAUCUGAAAAGACAACGGGCAAACAAUUUCAUUACGAGCUCGAGAAAGUGUGAAAGGUCUCCACGCCACGGAAGGCUUGCGGUCGCGCGGAUGAAAGUGGAAUCGGCGGAAAUGCUCGCAAGCCCCGUGACGGAACAAUCGAACCGUGGAUAUUUAAGUGUCACCGGUUGCGACGUGGUCAUCAGUCGGAUGAUCGCAUCGAAGCCGGAUCGAGAUGCUGCGUGUCGCGUUUCCUGCCGCUGUUCUGCUAUUCUUGCUUCAACAGACAUGUCUCGCUCGGGAAUUGAACUCCAUUCGCGAUCGUCGAGAUGUCCAAACGGAAGACAGCGACGCGUUACGAUCGGUAGUCUCUGUCAGCCCAGUUCCAAGCUUAAACGUGGACGAAUCGAAGCAGGAUCUCGCCACGGCUGCCUCCGGCCAUCAAGGUCAUCAUCACGAGUCUGGAGGAGGACAGAGUCAUCACGCUGAUCAUCACGAAGAACAUGGCGAGGAAGGUGAGAAGGGAUACAAGAGUCAUCAUCAUCACGAUAAGAGUGACAAAGGUGAGCACGAUAAACAUCAUCAUUCCGGUCAUCACGAAGAACACGGUGGCCAGAAGAAAGGACACCACGAUGAACACGAGAAAUACGGAGAACAUCACGAGGGUGAGAAAGGACACAAGGGUGGAAAGUUUGGAGAGAAAAAGGGUCACAAGAAAGGUCACAAGACGAAAGGGUAUCAUAACAAGUUUCACAAGGACGAGUAUCAUAAAGAACAUAAGUUUUACGAUGAUUAUCAUAAGGGUGGCCAUCAUAAGAAGCAUGGUGACUUUUAUGGACAUCAUGAGAAGAAGGAAGGAGAGCAGAAGAAAGGUGGUCAUCAGCACGCUGGAUAUCACGAGGAUCAUCAUGGUAAGAAGGGUCAUCAUGAUAAGGGUCACCUGGACGAGGAGCAUAAAGGUCAUCAUGGGAAACACGGACACGACGAACAUUAUAGCCAUCAUGAUUCUUAUGGAAAGAAGGGUGACCAGCAUUCUGGCAAGAAAUACGGAUACAGCAAAGGACACAAAGGUUAA
Messenger RNA from Bombus pyrosoma, 1256 nucleotides. RefSeq names its product histidine-rich glycoprotein-like. The transcript has a single exon. NCBI's taxonomy places the organism in Eukaryota, Metazoa, Arthropoda, Insecta, Hymenoptera, Apidae. The record is from RefSeq and is a predicted model, not a curated record. The coding region runs from base 417 to 1256 and encodes 279 amino acids.